Messenger RNA from Pestalotiopsis fici W106-1, 1431 nucleotides. RefSeq lists its product as uncharacterized. Lineage: Eukaryota; Fungi; Ascomycota; Sordariomycetes; Amphisphaeriales; Sporocadaceae. Gene Ontology annotation, cellular component: membrane. Bases 1 to 1431 code for a protein of 476 amino acids. Gene Ontology annotation, biological process: polysaccharide biosynthetic process. The record is from RefSeq and is a predicted model, not a curated record. The transcript has a single exon. Gene Ontology annotation, molecular function: acyltransferase activity, transferring groups other than amino-acyl groups.
AUGUAUUCCUAUAGUGCUGUCGCACCGCGCGAGGAUGAAGAAUCGCUUCUUCCAGGCUCGCCUACACUUCAACAACCGCAUCAGCGAAGCGCAGGCCGCCGCUUUUGCUCAAUGCCUUCCAUGGGCGAACUCAUAGCGAGGACUCUUCUCUUCAUGCGCCCGAGCUUCAUGAUGAGGGGGACUGCCGCGGUUGAGGGCUCCGAGAAGGUCGUGGCAACAACAAAAAAGCACGGCACAGAGUACCUCGAUGGUGUACGCGGUCUUGCUUCCUUCAUCGUCUUGAUCCUGCAUUGGAGCCACAUUCCUUAUCCUGCUGUCAAUGCAGGAUGGGGUUACCAAGGAAACACAUCCUUUUGGCUGCUGCCUUUUGUGCGCAUCAUUCACAGCGGCGCCGCCAUGGUAUCUGUCUUCUUCGUCAUAUCCGGCUUCGUUCUGUCCCAUCGCUACAUACAACGCAUGCACCGCCGCGAGUACAAUGAACUGUUUGCGUCGCUCACCUCCAUCACAUGGCGCCGAGCCAUUCGCCUCUUUCUCCCCGCCUUCGUCUCGAGUCUGAUGGCCUUUGUAUUUGCUUGCGUCGGCAUCAUUGUUGUCCCCCACAAGGUCAAUGGCGAGCCUUUUGAGCACAGCUUCUCGGCCUACCUCGACUUCCUCGACGCCGAAUCCAAUCCGUGGGACUGGACUGCCGAGUUCUUUGGCUUCUACAACCCUCAGUUAUGGUCCAUCGCGGUCGAGUUCCGCGGCUCCAUGAUUGUAUUCCUCAUGGUUUUGGCGCUGGCGAGAACUCGUACCGGCAUUCGCAUCGCGAUCGAGACGUUCCUUAUCAUUCACUCAUUUGGCCACAAGCGCUGGGACGUUGCUCUAUUCAUUACCGGUAUGACCCUGGCCGAGCUGCAGGUCAUCUUCCGAAAGCCCACUAGCGGCACGAGGAUGAGGGUCGUGAAUGGCAUAUUGAUCACGGCCCUCAUCAUGGGCUUGUUCCUUGCCGGCUAUCCCCGAGACGGCAACAUCAAGACGAUCGGGUACAUGUGGUCCAAGAACGUCUGGCCUUACUCUGCCUAUCGCCGCCGUUUCUGGAUCGCCAUUGGUUCGAUCCUGAUUGUUGGACCCAUGGCCUUUUUGCCCUCGGUGCAGGCCAUCUUCCUCACGCGACCAAUUCGAUACCUCGGACGGAUCAGUUUCGCUCUAUAUCUCACGCACGGUCUCGGAAACCGAACCGUCGGCAAGUGGCUUCUCAACGGAUGCUGGGACUAUAUUGGCAAGGAAGGUUUCUGGCCUUACACCAUCAGCUUCAUUGUUUCCACGAGUCUCUAUUUUCCAUUUAUUUUCUGGAUUUCUGAUAUGUUCUGGAGGGCCGUUGAUAUCCCCUCGACCGACCUGGCCAAGAGGCUUGAAAAGUGGUGCUCUUCGCCUGCCGAGCCUGAGAGGUGA